Molecule: messenger RNA, 427 nt
Organism: Cinclus cinclus
Lineage: Eukaryota; Metazoa; Chordata; Aves; Passeriformes; Cinclidae
Gene: SPX
Product: spexin hormone
Exons: 5
Coding region: 29-427 (132 amino acids)
Biological process (GO): positive regulation of gastro-intestinal system smooth muscle contraction
Cellular component (GO): cytoplasm
Molecular function (GO): neuropeptide hormone activity
Source: RefSeq, a predicted model, not a curated record
CUUCACAUUUAGAUGUGAAGCUGGGAGAAUGUGCAGAUGUGAAAGACUUUUCCUGCACCUUGUGGUUCUCUGUUGUGCACAGGGGCUGCAUAAACUCACAGCAUCUGCCCUGGCCCUGCUCCUGGCAGCAUCCUUCAUCUCCUUCUCCUGGAGUGCCCCUCGGGCUCAUUUCCAAAGGAGAAACUGGACUCCUCAGGCCAUGCUUUAUUUGAAGGGUGCACAGGGACGUCGCUUCAUCGCAGAUGAGAGCCAGAGGAAGGACCUGUAUGACAGAGAGCAGCUUGAAACACGCAGCCAUAACGCAAAUCCUUUAUCUCUUUCCGAAGCUGCUGCACUGUUCCUUACUGCCUUACAGAAAGCACCAGAAGUGGAAGAAGAAAACAGUGAUCACCCUGGCUACCUGACAGACAAUCUAUCAAACUGGUGA